Messenger RNA from Tripterygium wilfordii, 829 nucleotides. RefSeq names its product universal stress protein PHOS32-like. Lineage: Eukaryota; Viridiplantae; Streptophyta; Magnoliopsida; Celastrales; Celastraceae. Bases 151 to 639 code for a protein of 162 amino acids. The transcript has 4 exons. The record is from RefSeq and is a predicted model, not a curated record.
CUAUGUCAGAAUCUCUGCCUCUAUCACAUAACGACCAUCCUUUACACGCAAAGCUUUUGUUCUUCUAAUACAAGAAAAGAGACAAGUUUCACAUAAAUAGCAGAGAAAGGAGGAGAGAAAGCAAGAAGGAGAAGGGAAAGAGACCAAAAAAUGCCAGGAGAUAGGAGUAUUGGUGUGGCCAUGGACUUCUCUUCAAGCAGCAAGAGUGCCCUCAAAUGGGCUAUUGACAACUUGGCUGAUAAGGGUGAUACCCUUUACAUCAUCCAUAUCAAUCCCAAUUCACCCGAUGAGUCUCGCAGCACUCUCUGGGCCAAAUCUGGUUCUCCCCUGAUUCCUUUGUCCGAAUUCAGAGAGCCAGAGAUCAUGAAAAAGUACGAUGUCAAGACAGACAUCGAAGUUCUUGAUGUUCUCGAUACUGCUUCGAGACAAAAAGAGAUUAAAGUUAUUACAAAAGUGUAUUGGGGAGGUGAUGCCAGAGAGAAGCUGCUGGAUGCAAUUGAAGAUCUGAAGCUGGACUCUCUAGUUAUGGGAAGCAGAGGACUUGGCACUGUUCAAAGGAUAUUGUUGGGGAGUGUGAGCAGUUUUGUGAUGACACAUGCCUUAUGCCCUGUCACUAUUGUCAAGGAACCAAAGCACUGAUCACUGGUUUGAGUUUAAUUUAAAAAACCCAUAUGGGUAGUGCUUGAAUCUGUUGUUUCUAUUGAGUCCAUCUUUUUUUUUAAUGUUUGGAGAAUGAUCUUCAGUUUUAUGUAUCUGAUCAUCUGAUCCCUGAGUUUGAACAACAAUAUUGUAGUAUUUUGUUUGACAUACUUGAUCUCUGGAAUAAAUU